This is a messenger RNA of Medicago truncatula (barrel medic), 959 nucleotides long. RefSeq lists its product as uncharacterized. Lineage: Eukaryota; Viridiplantae; Streptophyta; Magnoliopsida; Fabales; Fabaceae. Gene Ontology annotation, cellular component: ribosome. Gene Ontology annotation, biological process: translation. The transcript is spliced from 3 exons. Bases 333 to 707 code for a protein of 124 amino acids. The record is from RefSeq and is a predicted model, not a curated record. Gene Ontology annotation, molecular function: 5S rRNA binding; structural constituent of ribosome.
AGUUUUUAACGAGUGCUAUGAGUGGGCACAUGUAUAAUUAAGAGCCGUAUUGGAGAAACACCCGAGUUUUUGUGCUUUUUAGGAAACUCAGCCUUUCCCUUUCAUGAUGAACAAGUUGGAGUGGCAGUGAAGUGAACUGCCCGUAAAAACGCAGUCGGGGGAUACGAUCGCUGCCGCGAUAGCCGCCACCACCCCACACCGCAAUUCCGUGAUUACACUCUAAAGCUGUGGGAUUGACACCAUAUAUAAUAGGUUAUAUCUAAUCUCUAUGGCUUGCAUCCGACAGCAGAAGAACAUGCUUGUAUCGUAUGUUUGUUACAUAUGAUUGAAGAAUGACUUUAACGAAACGGUAUGUGCUGAGAUUGUUCAUAUCAAUAAAGUACAUUACUGCAAAUGUGGUAGAUCGAAACAGCGGACGAAUAGUAGCAACAUCAUCCACCGCUGAACAUGACAUCAAGCAGUCUCUCGAGUGUGGCCGGUCCUGCAAUGCAAAAGCAGCUGCUGUUGUUGGGGAAGUAUUGGCCAGACGGCUCAAAGUUGAGGGGCUUAAUGAAGGAGAAGGAAGAGGUAUUCAUGUAAAUGUAAAUAAGGAAAUAGAAAAGAAAGGAUUUAAGAGCCAAACCAAGAUUUUGGCUGUGGUAAAUGCUCUUAAGUACAAUGGUGUUAAACUCGUCCGUGAUGAUGAAGAUGAUGGAAAUAAUCCCUGACCUCAUUCAUAAGAUAGGAAUGGAAUCUUGUGCUAAGAACAUCUCUGAUACAACAAAAGUGCUUGGAAAUGGAUAUGUCUCGUUUCUUAGAGGCAGCUGAGUUAGAUGUAAUUGAAAGCUCUUUAAUUUAAUUAGUCCACACCAUGAAUUUAUUGAUAAUAGAAUUUGUUGCGACCAUUGUAAUUGUAACGUUGUACACAUUAUUGAUAUUCUUAAUUUGAGAUAAAACUGGAACUGAUUGAAUUGGUUGGA